Wyeomyia smithii (pitcher-plant mosquito) is the source of this 2282-nucleotide messenger RNA. RefSeq lists its product as uncharacterized. Lineage: Eukaryota; Metazoa; Arthropoda; Insecta; Diptera; Culicidae. The transcript is spliced from 4 exons. The record is from RefSeq and is a predicted model, not a curated record. Gene Ontology annotation, molecular function: ubiquitin protein ligase activity; zinc ion binding; ubiquitin conjugating enzyme binding. Gene Ontology annotation, biological process: proteasome-mediated ubiquitin-dependent protein catabolic process; multicellular organism development. Gene Ontology annotation, cellular component: cytoplasm. Bases 421 to 2073 code for a protein of 550 amino acids.
CAUCACCGUUCGAUUCGUCGCAUAGGGCUGUGCAUGUUGUGUAAUAAUUUCCCCUUCCUUAUGUGUUUUGAUUGUGCUACUGCUACACACCAGUUUCUUUACAAUCGUUCUGUUGUUGCUGAUAGUAUUCCUCCAUAUUCCCAACGGCAGCUGUUAUUACGCAUCAACUUUGAAAAGCCGGUUGCUUAUCCGCAGUGGUGCAAAGCUGUUCGUCAAACGUCCACAAGAUACACGCUGACAUCUUAUCUAGUCGAUACUACCCAGUAAGUGUCUCCUCUCCCGGCAACUUUUCUGAGCAAUUGUUAGGUAUAGGAAAUAUAAAGUACAAACGAUAAACUGAUAAGAUAGCGGUUUUGUGCUAAAUCGAAAAGAAAGAAUCGCCGCAUUCGGCUGCAUUGCAGUGACAGCGCUCGAAUCAGAAUGUCCUUGUUGAGAGAAUCCACCGAACCCACCCUGGUGACAGUUCGGACACUCAGUGUGAACAAGUACGAGAAAACAGCUUCGCGGUCGUCCAGCACAGAUCGUACCUCAGUGUCUUCCACGCCAGCGAAGGAUCAGGUAUCGAACAGGAAAAGCGAUGGUUUUUUCGGCAGCGGUGAAAAAAGGAAAGCUCUCGUGUAUAACGAUGGCACCUUCAGCAUCACCUUGCAUCAUUACGACAGCCUGGUUAGCGAGCUCAAGUGCCCGGGCUGUGCGCAACCAUUGUUCGGACCCAUCAACUUGUGCCAAACGGGACACAGUGUUUGCUCGCGCUGUUCCAGUCGCCUUAAUACGUGUCCACUGUGCCCGAAAAAGGUGACCGAGAUGAGGAAUUACACUCUGGAGGCGAUUGCGAGUAAAGUGCAUUUUCCGUGCGAUCAUGCUAUCCGUGGGUGCACCGUUCGGCUGCCACUGGAGCUACUCUGGUGGCAUAAAGAUCGAUGCGGUUUUAAGCAAAUCGACUGCUUUAUGGGUAAGGUCUGGGAAAACUGUCGCUGGAUAGGAUGCGAGAAAGACUGGAUCGAACAUUGCGUAUCCGAGCAUCAGGACAAAGUGUACAAUUCGCCCGAUAUAGUGCUAACUUGGAACUACGGCGCCGACAGUCAAAGAUGCAUUCAGCUGCAGUCGGUUAUUGCGUACUACGUGAUUCGCGCCUAUGGCGAGUACUUUAACGUGUACCAAAUCUACGACCAGAACAGCCACCGAUCCAUUUGGACGGUGAUUUGUGCCACCAAAAAGUCCCGGAUUAGCAACCGUUUUGCGUUCGAACUGGAGCUGUACUCGCCCAUCGAGAGUGCCAAACUGCUGGUGCAACGCUUUUCCUGCCACUCCGAGAGCGAUGCGGACUUCCUGAAGGACGGCAACUGUGCUAAGAUCGCUAUUCAAGACGCGAUACGAUUCAUGACCAAGGAAAAGGUUUUAUACUACCGCAUUCGUAUCAUAGAGGUUGCCCCCUCUCGUAGCCGCAGCCUGGUUAUGAUCACCCAAAGCCAUCAGCUGCCAGGACCACCCUCCUAUAAUGCGCUUCCCAUCAAUUACUCCGCCACAAGGAUCGAAAACGUCAACAUCAAGGCCGUUGCCGAGAAGAACAUCAUCGUUCGCAACGGAAUCGAAGAGAAAAAAGAUGAACCUAACCCUCCAACCCAGCAGGAACUGGAUCAGCAAAGUAUCCACUCAAACGAAUCAUCUGCUGCCUCUACCAUCACCGAGGAAGAUCCGGAGCAGGAAGCUUUGCCAGAAGAAGACCGGCAGAAUCUAUCUAAGGCGGCAAUAAAGAAAGCCACAUCGACUCCAAUUCUUGGCCGAGUGAACUCCUUCCCCAAGCCACCGAGAGUCCACAUUCAAGCUAGUCCCAAAAUACAAGCGCCUUCUUCGCCAGAGAUAAAUUCCGGUUCCAGCGGACAACAUCUAGUACGCUGUCGGCUGGUAGAACGGCAAGAUAGCAUCAAAAUGAAACCGAUCUACAGUGGCAAUGAAACUGCUUCACAGCUGCAAAAGUCCAGCGAAAGCCUCAAUUCAUACUCCAAAGGCUUGUCCAAAUUUUAUAACCUAACAACCUACAAAGCGGCUUCGAAGUUAUGGAGCAAAAAAUAGAUGAAAAUAUGAGCUAAAGAAACUUGCAAAAGCAUUCGUGUUAAUAACAUGAUUAGACAAAAACAUAAUUUAUUAAUAAACUUCCCAUUUUACUUUGCCGAUAAAUCGGCUGAUCGAUGAAUUCAAUUUACAUCUCGUUAUCGUCUGGAUGAUAGAGUUCGCUUAGCAAACGAUACACAUAGGACGGAGCAUUUCCACCGCUGAAAGAC